AUGGCCAACAGCACCCAGGAAAACGAAUUCGAAGGGCUUGUGCUCAAGGACAUGAUCCCAACGGGCCGCAAGCCCUGGUACAAAGAUGGCACGCUCCUCAAGCUCAACACGCUGCUGCUGUGCGCGCUCCUCACGCAAACCGCCACGGGCUUCGACGCCAGCAUGAUCAACGGCAUGCAGUCGCUGCCCAAGUGGCAGGAGUUCUUCGGCCAGCCGACGGGCUCGCGACUGGGCGCCAUGACCUUUGGUCCGACCGGAGGUGUCCUGAUAUCCGUCUUGGUUUCGUCGCAGCUCUGCGACAUCUUUGGGCGGCGAUACCCGAUUCUCGGCGGGUCGUUGAUCAUCAUCUUUGGCUCCAUCAUACAGGCUGCCUCUGUCAACUAUGGCAUGUUCGUCGCUGCUAGAUUCUUGGUUGGAUUCGGCCUUGGAAUCGUCUCGGUGGCUGCGCCUCCUCUGCUCUCCGAGGUAGCGUACCCAACUCACCGCGGCAAACUGGUCUCAUUCUAUCUCACAUCGUGGCCACUUGGGUCGCUGAUCGCUGCGUGGACUACGUACGGCAGCUUUCAAAUGCACAAUUCCUCCUGGAGCUGGAGACUGCCCAGUCUCUUGCAAUGCGUCUUCUCCGUCAUCCAGGUUGUGCUCAGCCUAUUCGCCCCGGAAUCCCCUCGAUGGCUCAUCUACAAGGGCCGCAGCAAGGAAGCCUUUGACUUCUUUGUCAAGUACCACGCCGAUGGCGACGUCAAUUCACCGCUGGCGCGAUUCGAGAUGGCAGAGAUCACGGCGACUUUGGAGAUGGAGAAGAUCCAACAGAAGUCGCGCUGGAGCGAGUGGGUGUCCUCCAAGGGCAACCGACAUCGACUCUUCCUCGCGCUCUACAUCCCGGCCAUGAUGCAGCUUUCAGGCAAUGCUUUAACCAGCUACUACCUGGCAAAGGUGCUCAAGUCCAUCAACAUCACCAACUCCCGAACCCAACUCAUUGUCAACGGCUGCCUUUCCCUCUGGGGCUUCCUUGUGGCUUGCGUCUUCGCCUCACUCGUCGACAAAGCCGGUCGUCGUCGUCUAUUCCUCUCCGGCAUGCUAGGAAUGGGCUUGACAUACAUCGUUUGGACGACUUGUUCUGCACUCAACCAGGAGACCGGCUUCAAGAAAACUGGCUAUGCUGGCGCGGUUCUGGCCAUGAUCUUCCUCUACUCAGCCUUUUACCACGUCUGCUCUCCCGUCCCGCCGACUUACAUCAUGGAAGUGGUGCCGUAUUCACUGCGAUCGAAGGCGUCUAUGCUCUACCAGUUGACGGGCAAUCUUGCCGGCAUCUACAACAGCUUCGCCAACCCGGUCGCGAUGGACGCAAUUGGCUGGAAGUACUACAUUGUGUGGUGCGUCGUCAUCUUCUUCCACCUGACGCUCAUUUACUUCUUCUUCCCGGAGACCAAGGGCCGGGGUCUUGAGGAAGUGGCCGUGGUUUUCGACGGUCCGGACGCCCUUGUGGGUGCCAAUGCGAUGAAGCAGAUGGGUAUGGAUGUCAAUGGAGAUGACGCUCUGGCGUUUGGCAAGGGCAAGACCGCGACGGAGCAGGUGGACCGAGUUUGA
Messenger RNA from Ilyonectria robusta, 1587 nucleotides. Its product is annotated as general substrate transporter. The coding region runs from base 1 to 1587 and encodes 528 amino acids. Lineage: Eukaryota; Fungi; Ascomycota; Sordariomycetes; Hypocreales; Nectriaceae. Gene Ontology annotation, molecular function: carbohydrate:proton symporter activity. Gene Ontology annotation, biological process: transmembrane transport; carbohydrate transport. The transcript is spliced from 2 exons. Gene Ontology annotation, cellular component: membrane. The record is from RefSeq and is a predicted model, not a curated record.